This is a messenger RNA of Dictyostelium purpureum, 2646 nucleotides long. RefSeq lists its product as uncharacterized. The record is from RefSeq and is a predicted model, not a curated record. The transcript has 3 exons. Gene Ontology annotation, molecular function: guanylate cyclase activity; peptide receptor activity. Gene Ontology annotation, biological process: receptor guanylyl cyclase signaling pathway; intracellular signal transduction; cGMP biosynthetic process. Bases 1 to 2646 code for a protein of 881 amino acids. Lineage: Eukaryota; Evosea; Eumycetozoa; Dictyosteliales; Dictyosteliaceae.
AUGAAGAAAACAUUUUUUAAACUAUUUUCUAAAUCUUAUAUUGAAGGGUAUCCGAUUGGAUUCUUCUUUGGGAUCAUAAUUCUUUUAGUAUUUGGUGUUAUUGUUUGUCUGUUUUCAUUUAUACAUUACACCGAAGAGGAAAAUUCAAAUAUCCAAAUGGAUUUAGAAAGAGCUUCAAAGCAAAUAGUUCAUAACAUUCAAAUGAAUGCAAUGUAUUUAUUAUCAUCGAUAGAUACUUUAAAGGCAUUGUAUUACGUAAAUCCAAACUUUAAAAGAAAAGAUUUUAAUAUCUUUUUAAAUACAACAUUAAAAAAUUCAGAGUUUCAGUAUCUGUUUUGGGUUGAAAGAGUCAAAGAUGAAGAAAGAAAACAAUUUGAACAAGAUUUUUCAUUUCAAACAAAAAAUAAAUUUCAAAUAUUUUCAUUUAAUGAAGAUACAAAUUCAAUAGAAGUUGCAAACCAUAAAAAAUCUUAUUAUCCAAUAGUUCAUGCUUUUCCAACUCUAAGCAAAGAUAUUAUUGGAUUAGAUAUAAACUCUACAAAUUAUAUGAAGGAAACUAUUAAUAAAGCCAUUAUAAAUAAAAGACCAACAGUACAUUUAAGCAGAAAGGUUAUUCUAAGUAAAAGAAAUAUAGAUAUUUUAAUUAUAAAUCCAAUUUUAUCAAAAACUACCAAUGAUACAUCACAAUUUACAAAUCCUCAAACACCUUCACCACCUCAAGCAACUUCACCAUUAAUUUCGACAACAAUAGAAAAUUUAACAUUGGUAAAAAAAUCAAAUGAUGAUGAAUGUACUCAUAUUUCUGCUGGUUUAUUUUUAAUUGAAAAGAAUGUAGAAGCAUCAAGAGUAGAGGUAGAACAAGGUAAUGACUUUACAUUAUUUUUAUCUACAUUUGAAGGGGAAUUGGUUUAUCAAGAAUCCUAUUUAAAUUUCAAAACAUUAAAAGAAGUUCAUGAUUCCAAACUCUUUCAAGAUAGAUUGAAAUAUGAAACCAGUUUAAAAGUUGCCGAUUGUGUUUUUAAGCUAUGGGCAUUUACAACCGAAGAAUACGAAAACAAUUCAAAGACCUAUCUUCCUCUAUUGAUAUCAAUAAUAUCAGGUGUAAUUUUAAUAUUAUUGGUAAUAUAUUUAAUGGAUCAACGUAAACAAAAAUCAUUAAUUGCCAAAAUUAUGAGAGAAAAGAACAAUUUAAUAAACAAAAUAUUACCAUUAGAAGUAUCAGUCAAGUUAGAAAAUGGUGAAGAUGUAGUCGCUGAGCGUUCAAAUAAUGCCUGUGUAUUCUUUUUAGAUAUUGCAGGUUUCACUAGAUUCUCUUCAAUUCAUAGUCCAGAACAAGUUAUUCAAGUGCUCAUUAAAAUUUUCAACUCUAUGGAUUUAUUAUGUGCAAAGCAUGGCAUUGAAAAAAUCAAAACUAUUGGUGAUGCUUAUAUGGCUACAUGUGGUAUAUUUCCAAAGUCAGAUGAUAUAAGACACAACACUUAUCGUAUGUUAGAGUUUGCACUUGAUGUUUUAGAAUCUAUACCAAAAGAAAUGAGCUUCCAUCUUGGUUUACAAGUUAGAGUAGGUGUUCAUUGUGGUCCAGUUAUUAGUGGUGUUAUUUCAGGAUAUGCCAAACCACACUUUGAUGUAUGGGGUGAUACCGUUAAUGUUGCAUCACGUAUGGAGUCCACUGGUAUUGCAGGUCAAAUUCAUGUUUCGGAUAGGGUAUAUCAAUUGGGUAAAGAUGACUUUGAUUUCUCUGAACGUUGCGAUAUUAUUCAUGUCAAAGGAAAAGGAAGAAUGAAAACAUGGUAUUUAAUGGGUAAAAAAGAAAGUGAAUUUACACUUAGAAAAGACUAUUCUCGAUCUAGAAUUCAACCAUCAAUAUUUAAUAGAAAGCAAUCACAUCAACAUUGUAUUUAUCCAGAUUUCCCAGGUGGUAUUCAGGUUUUAAAUAUUGAAAAUAAUAAUUUAGGUUGCGAAAACUGUUCAAAAAUUUAUAAAAAAACCUAUUCAUUUUCACCAGAUAACAACUAUUAUUAUAAUGGAGAGGAUACUGAAACACCUAUUAUGUCUUUUGAACAAAUAGAGGAAUUAAAUAAAGGAGUUUCAAAUAAAGUAAUAAGAGAUGAAGACAAUAGCCAUCAAUCCAUUACAGAAGAAAGUGAAUUACAAUUAAAAGAUUAUGAAAAUGAUAAUUCUGAUGAAGAAGAAGAAGAAGAAGAAUUUAAUACAAACUCACCCAAACAUUUAAAUCUAGAUGCAAUUUUAUCAAAUAUAAAUAACACUUUAAAUAAUAAUGACAAUAAUAAUGAUAACAAUAAUAAUAACAACUCCAAGAUAAAUGAUAAUAUUAUAAGCAAUAAUAAUAAUAAUAAUUUAGAUAAUAAUAAUAUAGAUAACAAUAUUAAUAAUAGUACAAAUAACAAUAAUACAAACAAUGAUAUUAAAAAUAACUUUGUAAAUAAUGAUAGUAAAGAUUGUUUAUGUAAAUCAGUUGUACAUAAUAAUGAUCUUUUAGAAAAACAAAAGUCUAUUAAAGAUGAUAAAAAAUGUAAUAAUUUAAUAGAAGAUAAAAAACUAGCAAAAGAAAAUUGUUUAGUGCCAGAUUUAAAUAAUAUAGAAAAAGAUAAAAAUAAAAAUAAAGAUAAAGAUAAGAAAGAAUAA